ACUUCCCUUUAUUGCGGGAGUAUGUAAACGUUGUAGACUUUAUCUGUAGUGUAUUUGUGGCAACAUUGUCAACGAUCGCGUCAACAGUUUUUUACCGUUAGACUUUGAUGUCAAUAGAUACACAUUUUUUGAUGUUUGCUUUGCUUCUCAUUUCAUUAGUUUCUUUUGUGAAAAACACACGUGUUGCUUGAAAUUGUGCAUUGUGCGAAAAAUAUUGUUGGAGUUAUUGUGCGAAUAAGGCAUCUUCAAAACAAAUUUAGCUUUGGGCGAAAAGCAAAAAUUUUCAAUUAGAGAUGUGCAAUAUAAAUUUGUAUGCCUGCCAUUUCACUCGGAUUACGUAAUAAUACCCAUUUUACACUCAUGCAUUCCAGAAAAAGUACAAGCCAAUAUUCCAAGAUCUUCCAGUAAAUAGCACAUUGUUAAUAUUAAUUUUGUACACCCGCUCUACACAACAAUGUCUGACGAAAGAGCAAUACCAUCCAAGGGAAAAAUGAAAUAUUAUUCUUCAGAAGCAACUUCAAAGUGUACUUCGUGUGAAGAUAUAGGAAAAAAAUGGACACGAUACUGCAGAUUUUGGGCGAGCAUAAAAUUUUGCUAGAUCGCAUUGGUUCCCAAAACUCGAUUGUGCAAAACAUUAUGGCCAUCUUCCCAAUAAACACGGACGAAAGUCUAAAGCAAUUAGAAGACUUAUUAGCAACUCAGUCAGACCCAUAUAUUCGCCAAAUGAAAAAUCUCAUUGGUGGCAACGUCGCACGCAAUUUACACCUUGUAUUUGGGAAAUCUAUUAUAAUGAAUUACAAUGUGGAUGGAACUUUUGGCAAGAAAAGUUUAUCUAAAUAUGGAAAAGUCCAUGCAGCAAUAAUAGAUGUAAUAUCAACGUACGACAAGUGUGCAGACAAGGCUCUAAGAACAGCUUUUCAACGUCAAAAAAAGAAAUUCUUUAAAGAAAACAGCCGCAGGAAUGCAGAAAUAAAUGAUAAGACCAAAGAAAAUGAAUUUAAUUAAUUUAAUCUUUAUGUACAUAUAUAUUUUUGCCUUGUGUUUUUUCUAUUG
Messenger RNA from Musca vetustissima, 1053 nucleotides. RefSeq lists its product as uncharacterized. Bases 553 to 1005 code for a protein of 150 amino acids. The record is from RefSeq and is a predicted model, not a curated record. Lineage: Eukaryota; Metazoa; Arthropoda; Insecta; Diptera; Muscidae. The transcript has 5 exons.